AUGAAUGAAAGGCAGGCUGAUAAGAAUCGAAAUCUCCGAGAUAGAAGCGAAGUAGAUGAAAAAAGUUACUUGGAUUUGAAGAUCAGACCAACAAACACACGCCUGACAUCGUCACGAGCCACAAACGUCAACACGUCUGCCUGCCACCACCACCACAACCACAACACCACCACCAGAACCACAACCACCACCAGAACCACAACCACAGCCCCUAAGCGAGACAAAAACGCUAAUAAGAACCAAGCAGAAUCGACCGAGGGUUCGGAGGUGGCUAUAACAGAGAGCAGUGCCAAACCUUCGACCACUGAAAAAUCUGCCAGCGCUGCCGAAUCGUCGGAGGUUGCGUCCACAAAAGCAGCGACACCCAGCAGUGCCUCUGAACCACCAGCUGCGACUUCAACUUCAGAGAAUGUCAAACCCGUUGAACCGUCGAAAGGUAAAAAACUUCCUCCGCAAUCGAGCCCACAACCGCCAACAGCUGAUUCAAAAUUAUCGCCUAGUGAAGCAAAAACAUCCGGCAAAGCAAAAUCGCCAGGCAUAGCUAAAACUUCCGCCAAGAUUAAAACUACUCAAAAGGUUAAAACAUCCGUUCAAGCAAAACCCCCCUCCCUUCUGAAGCCAAUCAAAAUCACAAAAAAGUCCAAAACAACAAAGAAAAUUGCCAAAUCCCUGACCUCGACAAGUAGCGAGAUAAAAGUUCUGCCGGUUGCAACCAAGUCAAAAGUGAAGAAGAAAACUUCGAAGACAAAAAUUACGAAGACGAUCACCAAGAAAAGCGAAACCUCGAGUAGCAGCAGCGAGUCGGAGACUGCCAAAACUUCAACGAAAGCAGCGUCAACAACAACGACGACCGUCACCUCAAGCAGCGAAGAGCCACCAUUCCCGCAAACCUCUCGCUUCCGGUACAAACUCUUCAACAAGUUCGGCGACCGACUGAAGGAGAGUGACCUUCUGUACAAGGACCAGCGCAAGAAAAUCUGGAAGCAGGCGAGUCCUUACGUCAUAAGCAAGAGUGGGAAGGCCGACCUUCAGUGUGGCUCCUUCUCGGCAUCCGACCUCAACUUCGAUUGGAACCACCUGAAGAGAUUUUUUAAGAUGCUGGCCGCUAGUUUCAAGCUGACCAAACAGAAAAUUAAAGACAAGUACGUCAGCGAGAGGUCGCCAAAAGCAUCGACUUCCUUGUUUGAAAAUGAAACUGUCCCUUAUAAGAAAGUAGUAGCAAGACACAGCGAAAGUGAUUCUCAGUUCUUCAACAAACAGCCGGCCAACGCAUGCCAGUGCAAGUGUUGCUGCAACGCCAAACCAGCCAGUCACACCGUCCCUAACAUGUACAACACCCUGAACGCACCUCAAUACAUACCUGUUAAGACCACUACAAGCACAAGGGCACCAACACCCUAUCCGAUUCGAAACAAAAUAAUGUCUCAAUACACGAGAAACGUGACGUCACAAAACAUGCAGCAACAACAGCAGCCACUCCAUCCACAACUACAACAGCAACAAACAAUGAUGCCAACCGCAACGACCACUGCCACUUACAAGUGUCACCUACAUACCGACUUGCAUUCAACGGAUAACAGGGAUCAACAAUUUAAUUCUUAUGAUCUCAUUGCCUUGCCAAUUCCAGCCUUAAGGAAAAUUGCCGAUAUUAAUCAUCAGGCGCCACAGCCACAAUAUCUCAUGCAGCAGCAGCAGCAGCAGCAACAACAACAGCAGCAGCAACAACAUCAAAAGCCGUCUCGAAACUUCAUGAGGAAAAGUUCUCGCAAAUACCUUCCUACCAUUGUUGACAGCUACCAAACAUUUUACAGAUACAAAGGGAGCAGUUUGAAUCCGUCAGCUUCGACGACGUCAACAAUGACGUUCAGACUGAAGAGGAUGCGCUCCAGCACGAACUCGACCACAACCACACGAACCGCAGCGGCCACUCGUCGCAAGAGGACAGCGGCCGCAAAAAAAUUCUUCCACCAAUGCAACUACAACAACCUGCCGAGAGACCAGAUGAUUGAGUUCUCGCAUUUUAAAAAACUAUUCGAUCGAGUUAUGACUUUACCGAUACCGAAAAAAUCGACUACUGUGAAAUCGGUGGCCAAUGCAGCCGCUACGACUACUACUACUACAAAAAAUGAGACGGUGUCCGAAUCGAGUAGAAUCGAUUUUAAUAUCGAUGAGGAUUACGAAGGAGAGGAAAAGUUUCGGGAUAAGAUGGCGAGAGGUAUGCACUCGGAUGAGUCAGUGGCGAAGAUAAUGAACAUGAGGGAGGAGUUGAUGGACAUAGCUAAGAGGGUAAAGAACAAAUGCUUUGACCUCGUGACCUUGCAGCAGAUGAAAAAGAUUGAGAAAACUUUGAAUGACCAUCUGCUGAGUAGUACCCAUAUCAGACGUUCUCAACAACAACAACAGCAACAACAAGAAUAG
Molecule: messenger RNA, 2418 nt
Organism: Helobdella robusta
Lineage: Eukaryota; Metazoa; Annelida; Clitellata; Rhynchobdellida; Glossiphoniidae
Exons: 9
Coding region: 1-2418 (805 amino acids)
Source: RefSeq, a predicted model, not a curated record